Molecule: messenger RNA, 459 nt
Organism: Hippopotamus amphibius kiboko
Lineage: Eukaryota; Metazoa; Chordata; Mammalia; Artiodactyla; Hippopotamidae
Gene: MYL10
Product: myosin light chain 10
Exons: 6
Coding region: 16-459 (147 amino acids)
Cellular component (GO): cytoplasm; mitochondrion
Molecular function (GO): calcium ion binding
Source: RefSeq, a predicted model, not a curated record
UCCAACGUCUUCUCCAUGUUCGAUCAGUCCCAGAUCCAGGAGUUUAAAGAGGCUUUCACCAUCAUGGACCAGAACCGGGAUGGCUUCAUCGACAAGCAGGACCUGAGGGACACCUUUGCUGCCCUGGGCCGUAUCAAUGUAAAGAACGAGGAGCUGGAGGCCAUGGUGAAGGAGGCCCCCGGGCCCAUCAACUUCACUGUCUUCCUGACCAUGUUUGGGGAGAAGCUGAAGGGUACAGACCCAGAGGAGACCAUUCUCCACGCCUUCAAGGUGUUCGACACUGAAGGGAAGGGUUUCGUCAAGGCUGAUUUCAUCAAAGAGAAGCUCAUGACACAGGCAGACCGGUUCAGUGAGGAGGAGAUCAAGCAGAUGUUUGCCGCUUUCCCGCCAGAUGUGUGUGGCAAUCUGGACUACAGGAACCUCUGUUACGUCAUCACGCAUGGUGAAGAGAAGGACUAG